AUGGAGAGUUAUACGUGUGGUCAACAGUCUUGUCGUAGCUGUAAAAGACCACGAACAUUUUCGCCUCAAAUUAGUGUACAGUCGGAAGAAGAAAAUUAUUUCUGUGUUGAAACAAAAAGAAUUAAAGUUAUCUUUGUUCCAGGUAACCUUCUUCCUUUAUUUCUUUCUUUCUUUCUCGUUCUUUCUUUCCUUCUUUCUUUCUUUCUUUCUUUCUUUCUUUCUUUCUCGUCUUUUUUCAUUCUUCCUUUCUUUUAUUCUUUUUUUUUCUCCUUUACUUCUUUCUUUCUUUCGAAGUUUCUUCGUUUCUCUUUUUUUUUUCCAGUCUGCUUUUAUUAUUUUCUCACUUUUCCUUAUUUGGGUUCUUUCUUUCUUUCUUUCUUUCUUUCUUUCUUUCUUUCUUUCUUUAGUCCUGAUUUCAGCAUGACGCUAAAUCACGUUCUUUCUUUCUUUCUUUCUUUCUUUCUCUCUCUUUCUUUUUUUCUUUCUUUUUUUUUUUUUAGUUCUGAUUUCAGCAUGACCUUUAUUUUCAAAUUCUUUCUUUUUCUUUCUUUCUUUCUUUCUUUCUCUUUCUUUCUUUCUUUCUUUCUUUCUUUACAUGACGCUAAAUUACGUUCUUUCUUUCUUUCUUUCUUUCUUUCUUUCUUUCUUUCUCCUUUUUUAUCAUUCUUCCUUCCUUCAUUUUCCGCUCCUUUUCUCUUUCUCUUCUUUCUUUCUCCUUUUUUUUAUUUUUCGUUUUUCCUCCAUUUUUCUUUCAUUUCUUAUUUGGCUUCUUUCUUUUUCUUCUUUCUUUUUUUUUUUUUUUCUUUUUUCUUUCUUUCUACUUCAUAA
This is a messenger RNA of Acanthosepion pharaonis, 828 nucleotides long. Lineage: Eukaryota; Metazoa; Mollusca; Cephalopoda; Sepiida; Sepiidae. The record is from the annotation of a GenBank genome assembly.